AUGUAUUCCUCAUUGCUGUUGACUCUACUUGCAACCUCCACUAAGCAUGUUUUAGGUGAAAAACAUCAUCUAUACUCAGGCUUUUUCUCAGGGUCGCAACUUUAUGGUAUUCAAUUUGACGACGAGACUUCCACUCUGACGGUCGUCAAUAACAUUACCACCAACAGCUCCGAUGGAUCGAAAUGGAUCGCGAUUGAUGAGCGACGGGAAAACGUCUAUGUUGCUUCCGGAGCUUCCUAUAACAGCUACACAAUCACUUCCGACCUAGGACUAACUCUCGCGAGUAACCUCACAAUAUCUGACACUUGUGCGAAUCUCAAUCACAUUACCUCAUUAUCUUCAUCCCCAUACACGGUCUUUGGCGCGCCAUACAGCACCGGCUGUUCCGGACAGGCGAUUACUGUAGAUCAAUCUGGCGCGCUCAAGGCCAUCGUUGGUAGCAUCACUUACCGGAACAGUUCUGGCGUACACGGCUUGGCCGUCGAUACCGAUGGCACCUUUAUCUACUCGGCGGAUGACAUGGGCGAUGCUGUUUGGGUCCAUUCAUUUGACAAAACUACUGGCGCUGUCGAGGAAGUGCAAUACCUUGCGGCGCCACGGGGCGCCAACCCGCGGCAUUUAGCAGUGCAUCCCAGAGGAAAUUAUGUCUAUGUCGUCUAUGAAAAAGCCAAUCAGCUCGCUGUUUACUCUAGAGAUGCCAGUACUGGGAAGCUGACAUAUACCAACACCACGUACCCCUUAAUCCCAUCUGGCUAUACAAACACAUCAUCUUACUGGUCCGACGAGGUCGCUUUCUCGGUCAGUAGCGCCGAAUCGCCUAAAUACCUCUUUGCCUCCACACGAUCAAUAAUUAGUACAUCUUCACCCGGCUACGUGACUGCCUUUAGCCUUGAUGCAACCACUGGUGCUAUACAGGAGCAACUGUUCCUUUCUCAGACGACCGGCAGCGGUGGUUCAGCUAAUUCGGUCUCCCCUGCCAUCUUCUCGGAAGACUACUUCGCCAUCACGGACAGUGGCAGUAACUUUAUUGAGGUUUGGCAGGUGUCGGUUGAUGGAAGCGCGGCGACUGUGGUCGCUCACCUCGAUCUGGACAAUGGACCGGCGAAUGUGGUGUGGUAUAGUUAA
Messenger RNA from Aspergillus oryzae RIB40, 1125 nucleotides. Its product is annotated as lactonase family protein. Lineage: Eukaryota; Fungi; Ascomycota; Eurotiomycetes; Eurotiales; Aspergillaceae. Gene Ontology annotation, molecular function: protein binding; 6-phosphogluconolactonase activity. The coding region runs from base 1 to 1125 and encodes 374 amino acids. The record is from RefSeq and is a predicted model, not a curated record. The transcript is spliced from 4 exons.